Molecule: messenger RNA, 801 nt
Organism: Amoebophrya sp. A25
Lineage: Eukaryota; Dinophyceae; Syndiniales; Amoebophryaceae
Source: the annotation of a GenBank genome assembly
GUGGGGGAGCAUGCCGUUUCUUCGGUAGCUACAUUUGACGAAUUUUUUAUCCUUACCCAUAGACUUCUUGUUCUUGUUUCUUAGUAGUAUCUUUUUAAUGUUGUCGUGAAGAUCUACAUCUAGAUCAUCAAUGUCAGGAUGAUCAUUUUCAUGUGAUGAAGAUCUUCAUCGUGACACAAUCUACAUCAACAGCGCCGGUCGUGUCGAUCUCACCGGGCCAGGAAACUUGGCUGUCCACAGCAGUGAAGCAGGCGACACCAGAUGUGUUAUCGGAAGAGAAUGCAUCGUCCUUCUGCGCAACACGUUCGCAACGACCACGAACUACAUUCGCAUGCUCCAGGAAGGCUAUAGCUGCGACGAUACUAGCAAAGACAAUUUAGUACAGGCAAAAUACCUGAGCAAUCCGUUCGCCGUUAUGCAAGACAACGUGGAUCUCUAUUCUGUAGGCUUUCCUGUCGUGAAUUCGACUGCCAACGUUGCGGGAGGACUGGGCUACAAAUUGUGCUGGGGUCACGAUCCGAAGAUACAGAAUGCAGCAGCGGGAGCUUAUCAAUUUGAUCUGGUAUUUUUCUUCUUGGCUACGUACUACUUAGUGACUACAACAUCAAUGAAUCAAUAAAUAUCAAGUAGAAUCUUGAACUUCAAAUAAACAACAACAAGAACAACAACCCACCUGCUCCCUCCCCAACAUCCUGCAACCUACUCCAUACACAGUCCAAGAUUCGCGUGCCUAUCGGUUACAUCAAGUUCCCGGGACCCUUUCCUAGGGAUAUUACGUGCUACUUUUACCGUGAGUGCCGG